UUGGGUUGUACAGAGAGGGAUAGGAGAAGAGUGGAUUCAGUUUGAGGGACAGGGCUUGAGGGAAAAUCAAUGCAGAUGAAGGUUAGGGGAGAUGCAAAUGGAGGGUCUUGGGGAACGUAUGCAGGAGAGAGGGUGAAUAACAGCGAAAAAUUUUAAAAGUUUAUCUGCCUCGUUCACUUUCCACUCUUGCAGUGCACCCUCUGCUUCUGCAGUGAUCCACCUCUUUUCCCCUCAGCUCGGCAAGAAUAUCUGUCUUGCUUAAUCCUGUUGAAACAGAAUCGAUUCCUCUUAAAUCGCAGGCUCACCAGAAGAUUAGGACGCCACCGAACGUCAGCAAAUAGUGAGUCUGCGAAGUCGGGAGACUAGUUUUACAUUUGAGGGUAUAUCAGGCGGUGAAACGGCCAGCACUAGGGGCUGCUGCUGAGAUCAGAUCGAACAUCCUGCUGAUGUUUGGGCUUUGUUGCGCGUUGGGCAGAAAACUCCUCAAUGGUUGUUCUGCAUUUCUACACGAGCCCUAAGGAAGUCCUACCGUUGGAAGUGGGGAAGAGCCUACUCCGGUCUGGGAAUCAUCAUGUGAAGAAGAUUGAGCAUGUAACUCAGGAGCUCUGCUUCAACGUGAACUGGACAGCUCCAGUCUCCCCGACUCCACAGGACAGGCAGAAGCUAGCGUGGAUUUUCCAGUAUCCCUUCGAUCCUGAGAAUAUUUCUACAGAACCCUUCCUCAACGAGCAGGAUGGGGACUUGCUGGUGGAGAUUGGGCCAAGAUUGAACUUCUCCACAGCCUGGUCGACAAAUGCCGUGUCCAUCUGUCACUCCAUUGGGUUAACCGAGGUGGAUCGCAUUGAGUGCUCGCGUCGAUAUCUGCUGAAGAUCUGUGAUUUUGAUGGACUGGAAGCAGCUCCCUUGGGUGAGCUGGUUGCUGCCUUUUAUGAUCGGAUGACGGAGUGUGUGUAUCAACGACCCAUUGAAACUUUCCAAGUGUCAAGCCAGCCGUCACAGGUGAAUGAAGUGGACGUGGUGAACGGGGGGAAGGAUGCGCUGGCGAAAGCAAACCGUGAAUUGGGUCUAGCUUUCGACUCAUGGGAUCUGGAUUUUUACACAGGAUUGUUUCAGAAAGUGGGCCGGAAUCCCACUAGUGUGGAGUGCUUUGACUUGGCGCAGUCCAACAGCGAGCACAGCCGCCACUGGUUCUUUAAAGGGCGUUUGGUGAUUGAUGGAGAAGCCAAGGAGAAAAGUCUCUUUGAUCUGAUCAUGAAGACGCAGGAUUACAGCAACAGCAACAACGUUAUCAAAUUCUGUGACAAUAGCAGUGCCAUUGAAGGCAAAAGUGUUAAGUGUCUCUACCCCAGCAACGGGUCACAAGCCAGCAACAUAGAGGUUCACAAAGCCAAGAGGCACAUAAUCUUCACUGCGGAAACACACAACUUCCCCACAGGCGUGGCUCCAUUCAGCGGUGCAACUACAGGAACAGGAGGUCGGAUACGGGAUGUCCAGUGCACGGGUCGAGGGGCACAUGUGAUCGCAGGGACAGCUGGUUACUGCUUUGGGAAUCUGCUCUAUCCAGGCUAUGAGCUGCCCUGGGAAGACCAAACCUUCACUUAUCCUGGGAACUUUGCACGGCCACUGGAAGUGGUGAUCGAGGCCAGUAACGGAGCUUCAGAUUACGGCAAUAAAUUUGGAGAGCCAGUCUUGGCAGGAUUUGCCCGGUCAUUUGGAAUGAUGCUUCCCAGUGGGGAGAGAAGGGAAUGGAUAAAACCCAUUAUGUUCAGCGCCGGUAUUGGAACCAUUGAAGAUGACCAUGUCCGGAAAGAACAGCCUGAGCCAGAGAUGGAGGUGGUGAAGAUCGGAGGCCCUGUGUAUCGAAUCGGAGUGGGUGGAGGGGCAGCAUCCUCCAUUCAGGUGCAGGGAGACAACACAGCAGAACUUGAUUUUGGAGCAGUGCAGCGAGGCGAUGCUGAGAUGGAGCAGAAGAUGAACAGAGCUCUCCGGGCCUGUGUGGAGAGGCAGCACGGCAACCCUAUCUGUAGCAUUCACGACCAGGGAGCCGGAGGCAAUGGUAAUGUUUUGAAAGAGCUGAGCGAACCGGCAGGGGCCAGGAUAUUCACCAGCAAAUUCAAGGUGGGUGAUCCAACUCUGAGUGUGCUGGAGCUGUGGGGAGCUGAGUAUCAGGAAUCCAAUGCUCUCCUCUUGCAUUCAAAGGACUCUGAGUUUCUGUGUGCUGUCUGCGAUAGAGAGAAAUGCCCUGUUGAUUUUGUUGGUAAAAUAACUGGAGAUGGAAAGAUAGUGUUGGUUGAUGAUCGGGAUAUUUCAAAGAAAUCAGAGUUCCCCAAUUGUGAGCUGCCCGCUGUUUGUCCUGUGGAUCUGAAGCUGGAGUGGGUACUGGGAAAAAUGCCUCAGAAGGAGUUCAUUUUGAAUCGGAGGAAGCCCAGUCUUCAACCUCUGUCUCUUCCUGUGAACCUGAGUGUGAGGGAAGCCCUGACCCGUGUACUGCGACUGCCCUCGGUGGCCAGCAAGAGAUACCUGACCAAUAAGGUGGAUCGUUCAGUGACGGGUCUGGUAGCCCAGCAGCAGUGUGUGGGACCUCUCCACACUCCUCUCGCCGACGUGGCCGUCAUCGCCCUCUCUUACUUUGAUACCGUGGGAGCUGCCACAGCAAUUGGAGAGCAGCCCAUCAAAGGUCUGAUCGAUCCUGGAGCCGGAGCCCGAAUGGCUGUUGGGGAGGCUCUGACCAAUCUGGUGUUCGCCCGUGUGACUGACCUCAAGGACGUUAAGUGUAGCGGCAACUGGAUGUGGCCGGCUAAGUUGCCAGGGGAGGGUGCGGCUCUGUACGAUGCCUGUGAGGCCAUGUGCCAUGCAAUGGCCGAGCUUGGAAUUGCGGUGGAUGGUGGGAAGGAUUCUCUGAGUAUGGCUGCUCGUGUGGGUCAGGAUACUGUGAAGGCCCCAGGCUCUCUUGUGGUCUCUGUUUAUGCUACAUGUCCUGACAUCACCAGCACUGUGACUCCCAACUUGAAAAACCCUCAAGAGCAAGGGGUGCUGCUCUAUGUCCCAGUCACACCUGGUCAGUACCGAAUGGGAGGAACUGCUUUGGCUCAAUGCUACUCUCAGAUUGGCAACUGCUGCCCAGACCUGGACAGUCCACACCAUCUCAAGUCCUGUUUCACUGUCACUCAGCAGCUGCUGGAUGAACGAGUGCUGAGUGCUGGCCACGACGUCAGUGAUGGGGGACUGCUCACGUGCCUGCUCGAAAUGGCCAUCGGGGGGAACUGUGGGAUCGAGGUCAGCAUUGAAAAUAACGAGGCCAGUGUACUGGAGCUGUUAUUUUCUGAGGAGCUGGGUUUGGUGUUGGAGGUUUCCGAAGUGGCUGCCAAUGAGGUGAGCUCUCGGUACAGAGCAGCGGGCCUUCAGUGCCAGAGAAUUGGCUCAACCACUGGAGAGGGUUCCCAGAGCAUGGUGACGGUGCGAGUGAAUGGAGAGGAGGUACUCUCGGAGCGGAUGGCCACUCUCCGCUCCUGGUGGGAAGAGACCAGUUUCCAACUGGAGAGACUGCAAGCCAAUCGGGCUUGUGUGGAGGAAGAGGAGAGUGGCAUGGAGCAUCGCACGGUUCCCCGAUACACCCUGAGCUUCCAACCAAGUGCCAGCCCUAGAACAUCGGCUGGGUUAGGUGCGUCAGAGCCACGAGUGGCUGUGGUCCGGGAGGAGGGCAGCAACGGUGACCGGGAAAUGGUGGCAUCACUUGUCAUGGCUGGAUUCCAGGUUUGGGAUGUGACUAUGACGGAUAUCUGUGCAGGACUGACUCUGGAUUCAUUCCGUGGGGUGGUGUUUGUCGGAGGGUUCAGUUAUGCUGAUGUUUUGGGCUCAGCAAAAGGUUGGGCUGCAACGGUGCGGUUCAAUCCCAGGGCACGUGCCGAGUUUCACAGAUUCCGUUCCCGACCUGACACCUUCAGCUUGGGUGUGUGUAAUGGAUGCCAGCUGAUGGCACUGCUCGGCUGGGUGGCUUCUGAGACAGAGCUAUUAGAAGGUGAUGGAUCACAACAGGGUGUCCUGCUGACACACAAUCGUUCUCGCCGCUUCGAGUCGCGCUUCGUUACAGUGACCAUCUUGGAGAGCAGUUCACUUAUGCUGAAGGGGAUGGCAGGUUCAACCCUCGGGAUCUGGGUAGCCCAUGGAGAGGGUUACAUGCAGUUUGAGUCGGAAAAAGUGCUGCGGAUGGUUACUGAGAAUGGCCUGGCUCCGAUCCGAUACUGUGAUGACUCAGGUGUUCCAACAGAAUGUUAUCCCCAGAAUCCCAACGGCUCACCGCUUGGAAUUGCAGCACUGUGCUCGGCUGAUGGCCGGCACCUUGCCAUGAUGCCUCACCCAGAGCGCUGCACCUUGCUGUGGCAGUGGGCCUGGAUGCCGGCUGAGUGGCGACAGUCACUCACCGCGUCGCCAUGGCUACGCAUGUUCCAGAAUGCAUGCAACUGGUGUUUGCAGAGUCUCUGAUGGGUGGUGUGGCUCGAACUGUAAGUUCUGGGUAUCGAUACUGACCCAGGUUCGCCCAUCUCAUCUGUGCCUGGCUCAGGGCAGCCACCAUCCCCUUUCAAGUACUGAGUCCUAGCACUCGUCUCUAUCCACUGUCCCCUCCCCGUGCCCUGUCCACGUCCAACACCCAGGGAAGGGGGUGGGUUGCACGGAGAGGAGAGACCUUAAUUUUGAUAUUGUUUGGGCCCUUUGCAUUUCACAUCCAUGGUUUCUGUAAAAUAUUUCAGUGAAAAUAAAGACAGGAUACAAUGGUAACUAACGUUAUCUCCUCCUCUCUUUGAUGCAUUUAGUCUCAGCACGGUGAA
Messenger RNA from Pristis pectinata (smalltooth sawfish), 4826 nucleotides. It is a transcript of the gene pfas, whose product is annotated as phosphoribosylformylglycinamidine synthase. The record is from RefSeq and is a predicted model, not a curated record. Lineage: Eukaryota; Metazoa; Chordata; Chondrichthyes; Rhinopristiformes; Pristidae. Gene Ontology annotation, molecular function: phosphoribosylformylglycinamidine synthase activity. The transcript has 29 exons. The coding region runs from base 487 to 4482 and encodes 1331 amino acids. Gene Ontology annotation, biological process: 'de novo' IMP biosynthetic process.